AAACACUCAGCACCAAUCCAAGAAAUACUUACUACCUACCCAAGAAAAUACUCACCACCUACCCAAGAAGCAAUAGACACCUACCAACGUACUGCAAAAAAAAAAAAAAACCUACAAGUUUU
This is a messenger RNA of Racocetra persica, 122 nucleotides long. NCBI's taxonomy places the organism in Eukaryota, Fungi, Glomeromycota, Glomeromycetes, Diversisporales, Gigasporaceae. The record is from the annotation of a GenBank genome assembly.